AUGCCCAUUAAAAGUAUCUCUGGUUGGAACAGCUCAAGAACUACCUAAUGAAAUUAAGAAUACUGAAAAUGCGAUCAUUGAAACAAUCGUAUCUGACUACACUAGCCAUAAUUACAACUUUAAUGUCAAAGUUGUAUUCCCAUUUAUGAAUUCACGAUUUGCACAACUUAAAAAUAUUAUUCAACCAAAAGAAUCAUUUAUUUUCAUUAUUGGACAAAUGGAAAUUAUCGAUAACAAUCUGUACAUAAACACAAAGAAUAUCUCCUGUAUUAAUACAAAUUCUAACAAAAAAGAUUCUAAUUUUUACAAUCAACAAGCCUCAGUAUCUGUUAAAUCACAUUCAAAACUUUUAUCAAUACACAAAAGUAUUGCUGAAACCUCUGGAGAAUCAUCUCAGAAAACCUUAAAAUUAUUGAUCCCCAAUGAAUCUGUAGAUGAAAUUCUUUCUGACUCUUAUUGGCAGACUCUCGCCCAUUAA
Molecule: messenger RNA, 478 nt
Organism: Cetraspora pellucida
Lineage: Eukaryota; Fungi; Glomeromycota; Glomeromycetes; Diversisporales; Gigasporaceae
Source: the annotation of a GenBank genome assembly